Molecule: messenger RNA, 2462 nt
Organism: Portunus trituberculatus (swimming crab)
Lineage: Eukaryota; Metazoa; Arthropoda; Malacostraca; Decapoda; Portunidae
Product: peripheral plasma membrane protein CASK-like
Exons: 12
Coding region: 1064-2446 (460 amino acids)
Biological process (GO): protein phosphorylation
Cellular component (GO): cytoplasm; neuron projection
Molecular function (GO): calcium/calmodulin-dependent protein kinase activity; ATP binding; calmodulin binding
Source: RefSeq, a predicted model, not a curated record
UCCAUCGUUUGGUUUUUCUCUGAGAUUCCAUGUUUAUUUUUAGUUUUCAUUUGAGUAAAUUAAUGUCGUGAAUAAUACGGUGUUUUAUUUAUGAUGACAGAGAUAAGUCAGUGAGGGAGUCGUUACGCUUCCCUCGGGAGUGCACAUAACUACUGGGAACUGACCUGAGGCAUGAGGAGCAGUGUCGGGCACCCAGGACACUACUCGUCUACCUUUAAGGCUACCUGGCAACAUCUCUGAGUCUGCAUACCCAGUGACCGGAUAAGCGACACUUUGAAACAGAUGAAGAAAAUGUUCUUAAAAUCUGCGAAUGGUCGUUAUCAGCAGUGGUGAGUGUAGGGCACGAAGGGUAAGCAGUGCAUAUAAAUGUUCGGUGCGGCGCGGGAAAGCCGGUUGGCGGUGUGUGGCAAGGCGCGCAGCACAUGCGCUAUCCUAGGGUUGGAAGACAAAUCAAUGGGCAGUGUGCGUCUGCUCUACGUGAGGUUGAGGCGGGUGGUAGGGUUCUCUCCGGCAUCUCGUAGCCACUUAACUGGCUUGAUUAGAUUCUGAAAAAAAGAUUGUACAGAGCUGUAGCCCUGCGGUCACCUCGCUCAGGCGACCAGCAGCAGCUGUGGCCCGGGUGACGGCGGGACGCUGGGAGGAACAGCUGAUUCAGUGUUUAUAAUCUGCGGUGAAAUAGUGGUGUGGGGAUGUGUGUGGUGUGCCGCCGCCGUGUGUGGUGUCAUAGUGGUGUUGUGAUGGUGUGAGCAUAACCCGGGACUGUCAGCUGCCCCAGAGCGUGCCCCGCGCGAGGCGGCCCUGUGCCUCGCCUCUCACACGGGAACUGCAGCUCAACACUCUUCCCUUCGGUGCUCCUUGGUGGAAAACCAUUCGGAAAAUCAGAUUCGUCAGUUGAAAAAUUAAACCAACCGGUAAAAUCACCGAAGACUGAGCGGGGAGAAGGAGAAGGAGCUCGGUGGUGAGGUGAGGAGGAGGAGGAAGCUUGAGAGGGCAAAGAGUGAGAAAAGAGGCUCUCACCAACGCUCACCAGCUCACCCACGCUCAUCAUCUCCCGACGCUCACCAUGGCGGAGGACGACGUGCUCUUCGACGAGGUGUACGACGUCUGCGAGAUCAUCGGAAAGGGUCCGUUCAGCUUGGUCCGGCGAUGUGUCCACCGGGAGACCAACCAGCAGUUCGCAGUGAAGAUCGUAGACGUGGCCAAGUUUACCUCCGCUCCGGGACUGUCCAUCAAUGACUUGAAGCGGGAGGCCACGAUCUGUCACAUGCUGAAACAUGAGCACAUUGUGGAGCUGCUGGAGACCUACUCCUCGGAGGGGAUGCUCUAUAUGGUCUUCGAAUAUAUGGACGGCGCCGACUUGUGCUUCGAGAUUGUCAAGCGAGCCAUGUCCGGCUUCGUCUAUAGCGAGGCAGUGGCCAGCCACUACAUGCGGCAGAUCCUGGAGGCGCUGCUGUAUUGCCACGAGAAUGAUAUCAUCCACCGGGACAUCAAGCCUCACUGCGUCCUGUUGGCCUGCAAGGAGAACAGUGCCCCGGUCAAGCUGGGAGGCUUCGGCGUGGCUAUACAGCUGCAGGACGGAGAGCUUGUCAACGGAGUGUCAUCUCUCUCUCCCCCUCAGAUGGGAAGGAUAGGGACUCCACACUUCAUGAGCCCCGAGGUGGUGGAGAGACAGCCCUAUGGCAAGCCCGUGGACGUGUGGUCUGCCGGGGUGCUGCUCCACAUCCUGCUCUCCGGCACCCUUCCCUUCUACGGCACCAAGGAACGGCUGUACGACGCAAUAUGCCAGGCCAAGCUGCAUCUGAACACGACCACGUGGGAAGGGGUGAGUGAACAUGCCAAGGACCUGGUGCGCCGCAUGCUGACCUUCGACCCCAAUGAGCGCAUCACGGUCAAGGAAGCCCUCAGUCACCGCUGGAUCAAGGACCGCGACAAGUACGCUUCCCGCACCCACCUGCACUCUACGGUGGAAGAAAUGCGGAAGAUGAACGCGCGCCGGAAGCUGAAGGGCGCUGUGCUGGCUGCCGUGUCCUCGCCUCGCUGGACAAGCUUCUAUAGUGACCCAACUCUGGACCCUUACCCAGAGCUGCCGGCCGACGACGACGUGUGUAGUACUGGAGCAGUAAGCGUGGUGCUGGACUCCCUCGAUGACAUCCAGUGCCUGCAGGAGUGCCCCGUCAAGGACAGGGACUUCCUCCUCUCCGUCCUCGAAGACACGCAGCUCCACGCCCUCCUUGAUGUACUCCAUCACAUCCAAACCCAACAGCUGUAUGACCGCAUCCACAGCGCCUCGGUGUCUCCUGGGCGCGGGGGCGUGGCGCAGGACGCGGUGGAGAUCGCCAGGGACGUUGUGGAUCUUAUGAGGGACUACGAUGACGCCAUGAUUCCAGAGGUGGAUGAGUUGCGAGACCUUCUGAGUGAGCCGCAUAUUCGGGUAAGUGGAGCGUGAGUGUGGAGUGUGUGUG